This is a messenger RNA of Saccharomyces eubayanus, 3441 nucleotides long. RefSeq names its product Csr2p (gene CSR2). The coding region runs from base 1 to 3441 and encodes 1146 amino acids. Gene Ontology annotation, cellular component: plasma membrane; cytoplasm; cytosol. NCBI's taxonomy places the organism in Eukaryota, Fungi, Ascomycota, Saccharomycetes, Saccharomycetales, Saccharomycetaceae. Gene Ontology annotation, molecular function: ubiquitin protein ligase binding; protein-macromolecule adaptor activity. The record is from RefSeq and is a predicted model, not a curated record. Gene Ontology annotation, biological process: ubiquitin-dependent endocytosis. The transcript has a single exon.
AUGAACGUUGUUUCUAAGUCGAGUUUCGCAGACAAAGAAGCAAAGCCGAUUAUGCAGUCUCCCGUUCCUAUAGUGAUUGCAAGCAGUUCAGACAAGAGAGAUGUCGGUCCAACAGUCACUGCGAAUGAAAAUACAAAUGCGAGUGAUACGUUGCAACGAUUGACCAACAACAAGGAAACUACCUCUUCUUACCUGUCUCCGCCGAAAACAACAGUAAUUGGUAAUAGAAGAAGAUCUUCCAGCGUUAGAAGCGCCCUUUCGGCCUUUUUUGGUGCUGGUACCAGCCCGACAUCCAAUGUGGACGAUUAUUCGAACCCGGCAACCCAUAAUUAUACCACUGCUCCGCCGUUGUCGUCCAGGUUUAGAGGAAAUAGUCUCUCCUCUGACGUUCCUAGUAAUACCUAUACUGGCACCGGUUCUUACCAACCGCAGAGACAUAGGAAUUCGGUGCCGUACACCGCCAUUGAUCAAUUACAUACAAGACAAGAUACGGGCAUGAGAAGGGAAUCGGAUCCUGUUGCUUUGAAGAAAUUUACCAGCGGCAACAAUGGGACAUUGAAACCGCUUAUGUCACAUCGCUCCGAAUCUGGCUCUUCUUUUGUUGGUAACGUAUUAUCGGACUAUUUGACAGAUCGCGGUUUCAUUAAGCAGAAACUAUUAUAUAAUAAGAAAAAUGUGCUGGACGUUUCCAUUGCGACAAGUGCAGAAUCUGUUUUCUUGCCGACUACAAAAAGUAACGAAACAGAGUAUUUGUCACUGAUUAAUGGCUCUUUAGACCGUGCGCAAACACAACCUCUCGUGGCCACUAAUACCGUUGGGAAUGAACUCUCUCCUUUCUCCCCUGGCAUGGACACUUUGAAUGAAAACAACGAUUUGUCGCUACUUUCGUUACCUAAACAGCGGCCCAUUCCUGCGAACACCGCAAAUAUAGACAGCACUGGGUUCUCGAAUAUGGCCGGUAACACAUCAUCAACCUCUAAUAACAACACAACAGAUACGGAUUCUCUUGGUUCGAAUCACAAUAUCGUAAACAAUACAGGACAAGUGACGCGAAACACGCAUUCGCAUUCACGUCCUCGAUCGCGUUCUCGCUCGACAGCUUGGAAUACUCAGAUGCCCUCCUUCAGCUUUGCCUUAAUAUUUUGCUUGAAUAGGCCAGCCACACUUACGGACAUCAAAGUGGAACUUACUUCAAAUGUGAGAAUCGUAUGGUUCAACGGCCUUCCUCCGGCCAAAAGUGUCAAUGAAGAAUGCUAUAACAUAGGUGCUCUAGAUUGGACCUUGAAUGCGGAUAAUUUCAACCUCUUCAUACCGCGGGAUGCCAAGUCUCUCGUCGAUAUCGUUGAGAACCAUUCAAAUACCAGGAGAUUAAAAGUGCUGCAGAAAUUAUCGAUGAGGAAACGCCAUUCCUUCUCGAGCAAAACCAUGCUUAAAGAAAAUAUACUGAAUAAACUAAAUUCGUCCGAUGCUUCUAACAAAUUAAAUGCCGGUGUAUAUAUAUUUACCAUUCCUAUUAUCCUUGCCAAUCAUAUCCCUGAAUCGCUAUAUUACCCAUCGGCAAAGGUCUCUUACACUUUAAGAUUAGCAACAAGACUAGAAGAUGAACAUUCACAAGUAAACACAUCACAGCCGCAUCCUACUUCUCUCUCUUCUUCUGUGGAUCCACAUUCGCAUACCUACUGUGAUCCUAACGAAAAUUCAAGAGCCGAUGAUACCAUCGAAGGGGAAACAUACAACACCGAUAGCAAAUCCCGUAGCAAAACUCCAUUUCCUUCUUCAUGGCUGAAAAACGUUAAAGGCCGCUUAAAAUUGAAUAGUUCUAAUGGUGGCAUUGAAUGUGACAGCAAUGGUUCACUCACCGCUGCUGACUCUGCGUCACAAAGAGCCGACUUAAAUUCCUUGGUAUAUUCAGAGUAUCCACUCCAUUUAGUGAGAACUCCGCCCGAAAUAUCUAUCACCACAGCAAAUAAACCACUUUACAUAAAUAAAGUUUGGGAGAAUUCUCUCUCUUAUGAGAUUUCAUUUGCUCAAAAAUAUGUUCCCUUGAAUGGUGAAAUCCCGAUUACUAUCAAGGUAGCGCCAUUAGUGAAAACUAUUACCGUGAAGAGAAUUCGUGUUAGUUGCAGAGAAAAAAUAUCCUUCAGAAGUAAAGACUACCAGCACGAUUUUGACCAAUUAGACCCAUUAGCUUUGGAUCCAUGUAAUCCUUAUCACAUGAGAUAUUUGGUGAGAAAAAAAAAGGACAGAAGUUUACCACUAUUUGAAGUAGCUUCCAAGAGCACAAGUGGUCCUGCCAUUAGAGAAGAAGUCGUUAAUAACACCAUUGACGAUAAUUUAUUGGCUUACACCUCAACCAAAGAAAAGAAUAAAAACAUCCCGUUUUCUGAAUCAUUUACGAUCAAGACGAAACUAAACUUUCCCAAAUACUCCGAAAUCGACGCUACCAAAACCACAAAUUUACCUACUUAUGGUAUUGACCUUUUUGAUCCAAUAAAAGAUUCAGGUCAAGUUGAAAGCACUUCUAACAAUAGCAAUAUGUUGGGCUUUCUAAUGGGUCAUUCAAAUAAGACCUCUAAUAUGCCCCACAAACUUCAACCAGAAGAGGGCCAUAAUAAUUUUAAAGAUCAAGGUGUGAACGAAGUAACAACUUUACAAACUAGCUCCAAUGUCCCCGUUCAAUUCUAUACGCGACUGAACAAACCAAGACGUGGUUUGUAUUUGGACAGCAUGCAUUUUAAAAAUAUUCAAUGCUCACAUAAAUUAGAAAUUGUUUUGAGAGUUAGUAAAACCGACGACAGUAACCCACAACUUACAAGGCAUUACGAAAUAAUUGUCGAUACGCCAAUAUAUUUGAUUUCAGACUUAUGCAAUACUUCCAAUAUUGACUUACCCACGUACGAUAUGGCCACUACUGAAUCAUCCAAGGUUCUACCACCAACUUUCGAAGAGGCAACGUCUGUCUCAGCAUCACCAAGAUCCUCCUUAUCUUAUUAUCCUGACGAUAUUUCUAUGCAACAACUACAUCUUUCCAGGUCAACUUCCUUGGCAAACGGUUAUCUGUCGAAGAUACAUUCGAAAGCAACAACGGUCUCGGAAACAUUUAAUAGUGCCCCGUUUCAAGGCCAGAAAGAUCAACAACCACAUGUUUUAAGGACCGAAGAUUUUUCACCGCAAAUGACAAAUGCAGAAAAUACAUACAAUAAUAUGGAUGGCUUACUUUCGCAAGACAUCUUGGAACAGAGAAAUGUUUCUACACUAUUAGAGGGGGAUAAUACCACUACGAUGGAUUUUAAUAAGAAUAUAUUCACACCACGGGGCAAUCCUUGUACCCUUAUUAGUAACGAUGACGAUUAUAAUGAUAUUGAUAAUGAUAAAGACGGGCCUGGUCCAAUAGUUCAUCCAGGUACUGAACCGCCAAGAUACGAUGAGAUUUCCUCCUGA